AUGAUUCCAUCUCAAUUAGCCAUAGUAAGAAUAAGGAAGAAGAGACAAAUUGAAUUACUACUACUUCUCAUGGUUGUUAACAAUAUCGUCACACUCAUGUACUUGGUGAUGUGUAUGAUGGGUGUAAUUGUUUAUGAAAUUGAACGACCACGCUAUAGCAAAAGUGAGAAGAAACACCUUAGACAAAAUCAUUUGGAUGCACUAAUCAAGGAUAGUGAUAUAGUAUGCAAAAGUGAACUUCGUGUGAAUAGAAAAACCUUUUAUGUCCUUUGUGAGAUGGUCAGAGAUGUCGGUGGUUUAAAUGGCACUCGAAAUAUGUCUUUGGAGGAAAUUGUAGCUAUGUUCUUGUACACUUUGGCACAUCAUUUGAAAAAUAGGACAAUUAGAAGUUAUUUCUUUCGAAGUGGAGAAAGUGUUAGUAGAAACUUCCACCGAUGUCUUCUUGCCGUGUUAAAACUACAUACUCACUUGCUAAAAAAGCCAACACCUAUAACAGAAGAUUGUGAAGUGGAUAGAUGGAAAUGUUUUAAGAAUUAUUUAGGAGCCUUAGAUGGCACUCAUAUUAGUGUUCAUGUGCCAAGUGAGGAUAGAGCAAGAUAUCGGACAAGGAAAGGUUCUAUUGCUAAUGUGUUAGGUGUAUGUAACCCUAAUUUGGAGUUCAUAUAUGUUCAACCUGGUUGGGAAGGAUCCGCUCAUGAUGGUCGUGUCCUUCGAGAUGCUAUUACUAGGCCUAAUGGUUUAAAAGUGCCACAAGGUUCCUACUAUUUGGUAGAUGCAGGAUACACGAAUUGUGAAGGGUUUUUAGCACCAUAUAGAGGUCAUCGAUAUCACCUUAAAGAGUGGGGGGACCGACAACCAAUUAGUGCGGAAGAGUACUUCAACAUGAAACAUUCUAAGGCAAGGAAUGUUAUUGAGAGAUGUUUUGGACUAUUAAAAGGAAGGUGGGGUAUUCUUAGGACCCCAUCCUUCUUUCCAAUACGUACUCAUGGGCGUAUAGUUCAAGCAUGUGUACUAUUACACAAUCUUAUUCGAAAACAUAUGCCAACAGAUUACACAAUGUAUUGGGAUUUCGAUAGUGAAGAGGGUGAAAGUGAUGAUGAGGGCCUAGAUGAUGAAGUUGAGUUGAUUACUCAAAUAGCUACUACGGAUGCUUGGACAACUUGUCGGAAUAACUUAGCACAAAAUAUGUUUAAUAAUUGGAGACUUAGGCAUAGUAGCCAAACAUAAAUGUUUGUUUAGUUUAUUUGGACUUAUGUUUGGGUGUUCCUUUUUAUGAUGUAAUCGAAUUUUAUGGUGUUGAGAUAUUUUU
Amaranthus tricolor (Joseph's coat) is the source of this 1309-nucleotide messenger RNA. RefSeq names its product protein ALP1-like. Bases 1 to 1227 code for a protein of 408 amino acids. The transcript has 3 exons. The record is from RefSeq and is a predicted model, not a curated record. Lineage: Eukaryota; Viridiplantae; Streptophyta; Magnoliopsida; Caryophyllales; Amaranthaceae.